This is a messenger RNA of Thalassophryne amazonica, 3077 nucleotides long. It is a transcript of the gene lrch3, whose product is annotated as leucine-rich repeats and calponin homology (CH) domain containing 3. The transcript has 20 exons. Gene Ontology annotation, molecular function: protein binding. Bases 73 to 2235 code for a protein of 720 amino acids. The record is from RefSeq and is a predicted model, not a curated record. Lineage: Eukaryota; Metazoa; Chordata; Actinopteri; Batrachoidiformes; Batrachoididae.
GCAGCCUGGCCUCGGGCGCUGGGUGGGUUGGAGUUAGCCGUUAGCACUGGGAGCUAACUCGCUGAGCGCGUAAUGGCGGCCUCGGUGUUGCUGGGGUUGGCGAACAGUUCGGGACUGAGCUUCACGGCGGGAGGCGGUAAUAACGGCCUGGGACCGGCGGGCCAGGCCGGCCCGGUGUCCUGGACCCGCUCCGUGGACCGGGCGCUGGACGAAGCCUCGGCCACCGGCUGCCUGAACCUGAGCGGCAGGAAGCUGAAGGAGUUUCCCCGGAGCGCCGCCAACUACGACCUUACGGACACCACCAGGGCCGAUUUGUCUCGUAACCGUCUGUCGGAGCUGCCGCUGGACGUUUGUCUCUUUGUGUCUCUGGAGAGUUUGACCCUGUACCAGAACUGUCUGAGAUCUCUGCCAGACAGCCUUCUCAACCUGCAGUCCCUCACCUACCUCAACAUCAGCCGGAACCAGCUGUCGGUCCUCCCUGUGGUUCUCUUCAGUUUGCCUCUGAAAGUUCUGAUUGCCUACAACAACAAACUGGUCUCUUUGCCAGAAGAGCUCGGACAGCUGAGACACCUGACAGAGCUGGAUGUCAGCUGCAAUGAAAUCCAGACACUGCCGUCUCAAAUUGGCCAGCUAGAGGCACUGCGAGACCUCAACAUCAGGAGGAACCACCUGCUGCGCCUUCCUCCAGAGCUGGCAGACCUUCCUCUGGUCCGUCUGGAUUUCUCCUGUAACAAAGUGACCAAUAUCCCCAUCUGUUAUCGACAACUGACACAGCUUCAGACCAUUGUCCUGGACAACAACCCUCUGCAGACGCCUCCUGCACAGAUCUGCAUAAAGGGGAAGGUCCACAUUUUCAAAUAUCUGAAUCUGGAGGCCAGUAAAACCACCCCCGACCUUUCGGACUACUACAGACGACCUCUGACCUUCAGUUCCUGCGUGGAUGAGCUGCACCCUGGCCGCCCCUAUGGUGCACUGGAUUCAGGAUUCAACAGCGUGGACAGCGGGGAUAAGCGGUGGUCGGGUAACGAGCCCACAGAGGAGCUGUCGGAACUGCCGCUACGCGUGGCCGAGAUCACCAGAGAGCAGCGACAGCGACGAGACGACGGCCGAGCAGGCGGAGCGGGGGGGCCCCUGCUGGCUAAUGGCACAAUGGAUCUGGAGUUGGAGCAGAUAGACUUCAUUGACAGCUGUCCAGGGGAGGAGGAGGAAGAUGAGCCGAGGUGUCGAGGACCGGCAGACCGCUCCAGUCUCAGUUCUCAGUUCAUGGCCUACAUUGAGAGACGCAUCACGAGAGAGGUUUCCCCCGUCAAAACCAACUGCUCAAAGUCUGAGGACAUGAGACGACACAACAGGAGUGUGGUGGAUGGUGUAAUGGCGCCCACUAGCUCCCACAGUCAGAGAGGCGCUGGCGGCUCAGUGGAGCGGAUUAGGCGAGAAGCCCAGCUCGCUGCUUUGAGGUUUGAUGAAGAGAGACACAAAUCCCACUCUCCACAGAGAGAUGCCACCUGCACACACAGCAAGCACACACCAGGUCCGAGUCCCGUCAAAUCCAGUCCAGAUCGUGAGAAUGUCUACCCAUCCAGACGCUCCACCCACACAGAUGACUCCGCCCUCUUCUUGGGGGAGGACAGAGCCUCGUUUUUACCCACAGCCAAUCACUCGCCUUCCUACAGUAGCGCGGGGAGCGGGACCUCGUGCCGCGCGGCCGGUCUGAGACUGGAGAGCUUCUUGCACCGCCUUGGCCAGAAAGAAGAGAAGAGGAAGGGUGACCAUGCUGCCGCUGCUAGUUCCAGUCCCAGGCCAGAGGAGACACCUACUGCUGCUGCUCUCGUUGGGGAGGAGGCCGAGCAGGUGGAGCAGCUUCGCAGAAACAUUGAGGCUCGUCUUAAGGUAUCGUUGCCUAGUGACCUGGGGGCAGCGUUGACGGACGGCGUGGUGCUAUGCCACCUGGCCAAUCACGUGCGACCUCGGUCUGUUCCCAGCAUCCAUGUGCCUUCUCCCGCCGUGCCUAAACUCACCAUGGCCAAGUGUCGAAGGAACGUGGAAAACUUUCUGGAGGCGUGUCGGAGGAUCGGUGUCCCACAGAGUCAGCUGUGUCUUCCUCUGCACAUACUCGAAGAACAAGGGCUCCCCCAGGUGGCAGGAACGGUCAGUGCCCUUCUGGAUUUGGCACCUCCCAGACACUGCGUUACCACGACAACAGCAUCCACAUCUGCCCCCUCUAUGUGCAUGUAGACGCAGAAGAUGAUGACGACACUACUGCAGCACAUACUUGUACUGCCUUCAUGUGGCCACAAGGUGGCAGUGUUUGGGUUUACAGCUGGAAACGACAUCAGUGGGUAUUAGAAUUAAAACUUCAAAAUAACACCUUUGGUGUUACAGAUGGAGGGAUAAGCAGAGCCACAGAUCCAGGGUCAAUGUCAGCUCGCUAACAUGACUUUAGCAAAUGUUCAGUCAUAUAAUCCAAUAAGCAGUGGGUGUGGCUUAGUUUUUUGUUUUUUACCUGUUCAGGUCAACGUUAAGCUUUGAAACCAUUUGUCACAAUCAGCUCUUUGAAGUGACCUGAAACAUUGAUGCUAAGAAUUAUGUUUGUACGUUGAAUAAUAUUGGAAAAUUUAUUAUGAUUAUUUAUUUUUAUUAAGGCAAUGCUUUCUAACAUACAGUUUGAAAAUAUUUCAUGCUUAGUGUCUACAGAGGCUCCUGAGGGUCAUAUGGUCAAAAGUACGUCAAGUAGAAAGGUCCUCGCGGAUUAUCAUCACAAGCUAAUUUACUGAAUCACAUCCAUCAACUGGCGUAUGUUUGCUGUUAGAAUCACACAGCUAACAGUAACUGUCACCAGCAAUAAAAAUAAAAUAUAAACGUAUAAUAAAAAGUUAGCUUCAUCAUCCAAAUCAACCUGUUGCUAACUAACGAAUGUAAAUGCUACAUAUCUAAAUCCCACAGCAAACUCUUGAAUUAACAGCUUUUUUUUAAAGCAGAAAUUACAUUUGGUAAAUAUAAUCCUUUUAAUAGUUUAGUUUUGUGUCCAAAAGCAUCACUGAACACUUCCUGUUCUGUUCAUCUUAAUGAAACAGUAA